Messenger RNA from Durusdinium trenchii, 306 nucleotides. The record is from the annotation of a GenBank genome assembly. Lineage: Eukaryota; Dinophyceae; Suessiales; Symbiodiniaceae.
AUGCAAGAGAAGCGAGCGGCGCUUCUGAACAAGACCUAUGCACACCUGUACAAGUUGGACCCCGCUGCGGACCUCGGGCCGUCGCUAACGGCCCCCCCGCCGGUACAGGCCGAGGUCCCUCGGGCACCGCCCGUGCUGGCUCCAGCGGCGCCUGCACACAAUCCGAGGGCGAGGUCCUUCUCUUUGCAGCCAACGCAUCCGUCCGCGGAGAAACCCCUGUCGGGUGCUGUGCCUUCGUCGCUGCCGGUCAUCGACCGGCACCAUUCCAAGAAUGCAGCGCCCCUCUCGGCCCGGGCUUUGGCGCCA